Messenger RNA from Bursaphelenchus xylophilus (pine wood nematode), 5729 nucleotides. The record is from the annotation of a GenBank genome assembly. NCBI's taxonomy places the organism in Eukaryota, Metazoa, Nematoda, Chromadorea, Rhabditida, Aphelenchoididae.
AUGUACAUAAACGCAGAAGAAGCCGAAAAUGAGAUCCUGAAACACAAAGAAGACCUAAAGUAAGAUCAUUUUUGCAAGUUUUGAUUCGAUUUUUAGAAAUCAGGCCAAAGAGAUGUUCAUGCACGCUUAUACGGCCUACAAAACACAGGCUUUCAUGGCCGAUGAGAUCAUGCCCAUCUCGUGCAAACCUCGAAUAAGGGGAAAAACGUUGUCCAGGGGAGAUGUCGAUGAUUCAUUAGGCAAUUUUUCACUUACCUUGGUGGAUUCACUGGACACUCUGGCCGUUUUGGACGAACUGGACGAGUUUGAAGAGGCGGCGGCAGCGAUUAUUCGCGAAGUCAGAUUCGAUUCAGAUUUUACGGUAUCAGUUUUCGAGACCAAUAUUCGAAUGGUUGGAGGACUCAUAUCAGGUAAGGAGAGUGUCUCUGACCAAAUUUGGGUAUUGAAUAUGAUUAUAUAGGGGUUUUUUUGACUUGAAAAACGAUUCUCACGCUUAUUAUAACAUAAUUUAUCUUCAGGGCAUCUGAUGGCUAAACUAAUACAAGAUAAGCAUCCUCAACGAAUGCCCUGGUACUCGGAUCAGCUUCUAAAUAUGGCCGUGGACCUUGCUGAUCGACUAUUGCCGGCUUUUAAUUCGACCAGUGGUGUGCCGUACUCAAAAAUCAAUUUAAAACGAGGAUUAAGCCCAGAAUUGAAACAUCAAAGUGAUACGUGCACAGCAUGUGCGGGAACCAUUAUUUUGGAGUUUGCCACCCUCUCUCGUCUCACGGGUAAUCCCAUCUACGAACAGAAAAGCCGAAAAGCCAUGGACUUCCUGUGGAAUCAACGGAAUCACGGCUCCAAUCUGAUGGGCACUGUGUUGAAUGUGCAUUCCGGGGAUUGGAUCAGAAGAGAUGCCGGGAUCGGCGCUGGGAUCGACUCCUAUUAUGAAUACACCCUAAAAGCUUAUAUUUUGCUGGGUGAGGAAGAUUAUCUACAUCGGUUUAAUACCCAUUAUGAAAGCGUCAUGAAAUACCUGAAUAGAGGCCCACUUUUUGUGGAUGUGCAUAUGCAUCGACCAACAAUCGCCGCCAGGUCAUACAUGGACGCUUUGUUGGCCUUCUGGCCGGGAGUUCAGGUCCUCAAGGGCGAUUUGAAAGGAGCAAUUGAGAUGCAUGAGAUGUUAUAUCAAGUUAUUAAGGUAAGUGCAAGAAAUUUUGAUCAAAGGAUAAAAAUUUUGGGGAGAAUUGGGUUGAGAAUGAAAAAUUAGGAGGUGUUUAGAAAAAUCUUCUUGUUCGGAGGAAAAAUUUGUGAUUUUUUUUGCGUUUCUUAUUUGGAAAAUCGCAUUUUUCGUCACAAAAAGCCUCUCUUCAAAAGCGAAAAAAGAUUGGGUGAAAAAAGAAAGAGCCCGCUGCUAGUGUCUUUAUGGCUCAGUUGGUAAGCGGCGCGCUGUUGCACGCCGAACCAGCUGGGUUCGAUCCACACUGCCGGUGACGAUAUUGAAACCGCCCCAGGCAUAAAUUUGUUGAUGAUUGGUGAUUCGCGGAGGCUUUUGCUUUUACAAUUUUAAACUGAAGAAGUGCAUAGGUGUUUGAAUUGAAUUUUACUGGCUAAUUUUUGAGUUUUGAAUGAAAUUGUUGUUUUAGAAGCACAAAUUUUUACCCGAAGCCUUCACCCAUGACCUCCAAAUCUAUUGGGCCCAACAUCCCCUGAGGCCGGAAUUCCUGGAGUCCACUUAUUUGUUGUACAGAGCCACCAAGGACCCGCAUUAUCUGGAAGUGGCGAAAUCCGUAAUGGAUUCGAUGAAUCAGCACGUCCGCGUUGCCUGCGGAUAUUCGGCUGUGAAGGAUGUGAGAUCCAUGGAAUUGCUCGAUGAAAUGGAAAGCUUCGUCCUCGCCGAGACCUUCAAAUACUUGUACAUGAUAUUUGCGGAACCUACGGACCUCUUAUUUGACCCCGACAACUAUGUUUUGACCACUGAAGCCCAUUUCUUACCCUUGACCAUUGGAGAAUCGAGAAGUCCGGACUCAUUGCCGAGAAGAAUGCUCAUAGAUCCGGACGAAGUGAUCGGAGAUGACACUGCCAAAAAGUAUCAAAGCGCCUGUCCCAACUUUGCGAGUGAAUUUAGAACCGCCGAUGAACUUUCGUUGUAUGGAAAAGGCCUGAGAACGAACGUAAAAAAGUUGCUGAGUGAGGUCGCGAGUCUAGGAUCACUGGCCCCAUUACUACAACCAAGUCACAUGGACUCUCUAAAUGCUGCAGACGUCCAGAAAAAGGCGUAAGUUUUCAAUAUGCUAGAGUUUUUUUGAUUUAGGUACCUACUACAAUAUAAAAUUAAAAAAUUUUAUUAUGACGCUUUUAGUGGCGACCGACUUCGAGCAUGGGCAUUCAGCACCACAAAUGCGGAUCAUAUAGCACAACUGAAAAGAAUGGGCAUCCAAAUUCAAGUCUUACCGGAUGGAAAAAUGCAAUUGAGCCAUAUGGCACAGGAUGUAAGCUUUGAUAUUUUGUUUGCAAUAAUAGUGGUAAAUUUUGGGAGAAAAAUUUUUUUAAAGUUAUUAUGGGGAAUUACGAACGUAUUUUAUCGUUUUUGAAACGACUUUUUUUUAUAUUGGAUACCAAGUGUAAUAUAGUCUUUGGUCUGAGUUUGAUAUAAAGUGGUCACAAGAUAUUUUGUAGGUAGAUGGUUGUGUUUUUGAAGUUUGACAGACUUGAUUUUGGGCUUUUUUGCCGGAAUUGUUGCCUAGUGUAAUAUAAAUUAUUGUCGAUUUUGACUUGAAAUUAAAUUUUGAUGUGGUCUAACGUCUUUUCGUGGGUUUUUAAAGGUCCCAUAUGUCUACAUAUGGGGUUUUUACAACUUAAAAUUUUUUUGUUUUUGACGAUUUUUUAAAAUUUUUCUAUUUUUUCCAGCGGCGGUGGACUUUAGAGCCAAAAAAUGGUCAUAGAAAGUCCCUCAGAAAACAUAAUUUUUUGGCAUAAGGAUGCUCUACCGUACUUGUAGAUGUCUGAAACCAUUCUUUUUGCACUUGAGUUGGCACUUUUCGCAAGGAAUUUACAUUUUUUUUGAUUUCAGAAGUCCACCGCCCCAAAUUCUGGAAAUUCCUGGCAAACUCUGUUGGAUUACCGCUCCGUCUUUGGCGUAAAUUCGUUUCUGGACCUGCAGAAUGACCCGAUUUUCUUCCAAUCCAAACAAGCGCUGGCUUCGAUGUCAGUUGUGCUACUUCUUAUAUUAAUCACCUGGAUAUCUUUGGUCCUGGGCGGAGCUUUCCUAAUGAUUAUCGCGAUGAUCAUGACGAAAUUGAAAAAUUUGGGAAGAAAAUCCGAGAAUUUUGCGGAAAAAGAGGGCGAACAAGAAUUGUUGAGGCUUUUCGGACAAGGGAUCGAGGAAAACGAAGAGACGGCAAAGAAUUUGAGGCCGAAAAAGAGGAAAAAACGAAAAAUUUUGGGGGAAAAUAGGGAUCACAGUGAGGAAUAGGGACUCUGGAAAAUUGAGAUUACUGUAAAAACUCAAAUUUUGGUGAAUUUUUUAGACUUGGGUUACUGUAACAAAAAAAUUUUUUUUUUUUUAAAUUUUUCUAAAUUUUUUUCAGACUACUCUACGAAGGUUUUACAGUAAUUUUAAGUCCAUGUUUGCACCAAAAAAUUUAUUUUUGGACCCUAUUUUGUCAAAAUAUUAUCCAUGAUCCCUCUGUGAUGACUCUAAAAUUUAGGGCUUUAUAUAAGAUUUGCCUCGGUUUUAAUAGGACUUUCGGGUAAGAUACGAAGAUUUAGCGUCUUGAAAACGUUGUAACUCACACUUGACCACUCUUUAUGUACAUACGAGCUCAUAUCAUCACUAUUUUUUUCUUUUGAUUCCUUUGCUUUUUAUACGAGGUAACCAAUUUUUAGAUAUCCAAUAUCAAAAUCUAACGUCAUAAUUGUAAAAUACGACUGUGUUUGGUCUUUAAAAGUGCCAAUGAAUAAAUAAACGAUAGUUUUAUAUUGUUUUUAGACGAUUUUUUGGAUUUUUUAUUGUACUGGGUGUUGAAGAUGAUUUUUAUAUCAUAUUUUAGGCCGAAAAUGCGGCCACGGCCCUCCAAGGCGUUGAAUUCAUCCAGGAAAUGAUCGAAUUUGCCAAAAAUUUGGAGAAAAAUCGUGAGUUUUUGAAAAAAAUUUUAUUGGUUUUUGCGAAAAUUUGGGGGAUAUGUGAAUAUUUUUAGCUCCAAUCCGAGUUGACCCACUGAUUCAACUAGUAUCCGACCCGAUUUUUGGUCGAGAAAUUUUCAAGGCAUCUCCAGCGCAGUUUGGGCCAAGCUUGGAAACCGAAGAAGUGAGUUUUGAACUCGUUUUUGAGACUUGUUUGAUGGUUAGAAACGUCCAAAAUAUUUAUAAUAGAGAGUCGAAGGAUGUCGAGGCCCUGUUUCGCUAAAAAAUCCAGUUUAUUUUGCAAAAUUUUUAAAAAUUUUACCUUAUUUUAGGUGAUUUCUGAAGUCGUUUUUGCCGAGCCGAAUGUGGCUUGCUCCCCGUUGACAAAUUCCGAGGAGAUUUUGGGGAAAAUCGCGGUGAUUCGGCGAGGAGAAUGUAUGUUCCAGGAGAAGGCGAGGUAUGCGCAGGAAGCUGGAGCAGUUGGAGUUAUUGUCAUAGGUAAGGAUAAGAUAAAAAAUUUGGUUUUUGGGAAUAGUUCGCUAGGCUACCGUGACGGACCCGAUCCAGUGGCAAAAACGUGCCAUUUUGCAUCCGGGAAGCAUAAAAAAUGUGGCAAAAUGCCUCCCUCUCCAAGUGAAAAAACUUCGUUUUGAAGGGCCCUCCCAAAAAGAGGCUUUUGAAAUCCGAUUUUUUUUCAUUUGGAGGGAUGCAUUUCGCCACAUUUUUGAUACUUCCCCGAUGCAAAAUGGUACGUUUUUUGCCACUGGAUCAGAUCCCCCACUGUAUGUUAUUGCUGUUUUCCAACUUUUUUUUGAUUUUCAGACAAUCAACGAGGCACCUCGUCCGAGAAAUCGCCUCAGUUCGCGAUGAGCGCCGACGACAAACGCACGGACGACAUCAAACUCCCGUCCAUUUUCCUCUUCGAUUACGAAUCCCAAAGGCUCACGAACCGAAUGAGAGAUGAGCCCAGGCUGCUGAUCAGAAUGGCCACUGAGACCUUGAAUCCCGCCUUUUUAUUCACCCAAUUCUUGAAGGGAAAUUGUUGCGCGAGAAGCCCGUUGGUCAGACAGGUAGGAAAAAAAUUUUUUUUGAUUUUUUAAAAAUUUUGUUGUCUUCAAAACCGAAAAUUGAUUAAAAUCGAUUAAAAUUCCGUAUUUUAGAACAAAAUAUUGGCUGUCGAUUAUAAACAUGGUCUUUUGAGGAUCGAUUUUUGGUUCAAACGAAUGGAAAAUGCGGAAAAUUUGGAGGAAAAACAAAUUGAAGAGGUAAGAAGAAAGAAAAAAAAGUAUUUUUAUAUCUGCUGAAUAAUAUUUUACACAAAAUUGUUGUAGAUCCUGGACGAACAGACCGAACUCUUCAAAAUCGCCGCCAAAUUCCAGGACAAGCCGGAUUCCAUCCGGUUUUCGGGCCUCUUGAGACAAAUCGCCCAUCAGAUCCUCCAUAAAAACGAGAAAAUCGCCUUAGGGCAAGCGGAUAUUCGAAGCCUGAAAAGGUUGAUAAAGUCCGUCAAGCUUCAGAGAAUCCCUCAGAGUGUUUUGAGGCUAAAGGAUCGGACAUUGAGGACGGUUAUUUGCCGGGCAGAGCCGAGAAAUGCCCCGAUUUGUGAGGAAGUCCACAAAAAUUGA